Molecule: messenger RNA, 1863 nt
Organism: Ambispora gerdemannii
Lineage: Eukaryota; Fungi; Glomeromycota; Glomeromycetes; Archaeosporales; Ambisporaceae
Source: the annotation of a GenBank genome assembly
AUGAUCGGAGACUACAGAGUAAACAGCGCCGAAAACGCCAAAUUAAUUGCGAGAGCCAAAUUUAUUUUUCUCUACAAUGUCCGAACAACUCAUAAACGAACAGCUCAAAUCUGUUCGAAACGAAAUCGAAGAGACAAAAAAAGAAAUAGAGGAGAUAAAAAAAAAGAAAAUAAUAUCUCCGACAACAUUCUCGUCUCCCUCUACAACAUACUCCUAGAGCUCCACAAAAAGGAAACAGAGCUCCACAAAAAGAACAACCUGCUGCAGCAACGUUCGCAGGAAGUGGGUUCUUCGGAAAUUGUAAAAGAUUUAGCUCAAAUAAAAGAUGCCUUGCAUGCAAGUACCAUUCAUGUGCCAUUUCCUACAACCACCACAAACACACAGGUUUUUCAAGAGAACUUAGGUCGCACUCAAUUAAUGGAUGCUUCUGCUUUUCAGCAGAAUAGUGACUACAAUACAAAUUUAUGGAAGGCGGUAAAAAGUUGUGGUUGGGAGUGGGCUGUUGAUGUGAAUUCUGCAGAGGAUAGGCUUCAUGACAACUUUGGAAAGCUUCUCGGAACAAUCCUUGAUACGCUUAUGGGCAAGUUCUGGGAAAGUUGCAAGGUCAAUAAAAUUCUAUACAAUGAUAAAAUGAAUGCGAAGCACAGAUUCGCGCCGGGCCCAGACCCUCUAUGCGAUGACGUGAGGCGUUUCCCCGACUUUGUUCUUGAUCGUCUAAAGAAGUAUGACUAUGCCAUCUUUAAUUGGCAAACAAUGACUUUACCCAUUGAAAUCGAAAAGAACAUAAUCGUUAAUAGGAACAAUACGACUGAUUUUCAUUUGGAUAAUCUCAAUACACAUGCAAAAUCAGGUUUGGGUCAGCAACAAGAAUGGGCAGUUAUACGGUUUAGAUAUCAGGAUGUCAUGGAGUAUGAAAGUUUUGUCACAGACAGCGUGAACAUCAUAUUUAUCAAGGCAGUCAGAAGCCGUAGCUACGAACUUCAUACCUUUACAGUCAGUCCUCCUUUUGCAUUAGUGGAAAACAGUCAGCCGACCGACGCAUUUAAGAAUAUGGUCAGAAUUAUUGGUGAUAGUCUUUUAUUAUUGAAAGCAAAAUCAAUGAAGGCAGCAGAAAAGAGCGAUGACGAGUUCAAUCCUAGUGGACAUUGGACUGGACGAUACGUGAUUAUUGAUGAGAAAGAUUUCUUUGUCAGAGAAGUCAUCUGUUUCAACGUCCCUGAUUUUGUGUAUGCCGCGUGGAGCAAUGAAAGCGGAAAUGUUGUUAUUAAAACAGCGCAGAGCAAGUAUAGGUUCGAUGAACAUAAGAAUGAACAAAAGAUCCUUCAAGAACUGAGUAAACGUACCCUCAGCGUUCCAAAAGUCAUUGCAGCUGGAUAUAUUGGUGAUGCAUUUGCGCUCGUCCUAACACCCCUCGGAAAAUCAUUUAAUCAUGUAAGGCCAAUAUCCAAGGAGAAAGCAAAAAAAGUUUGGAAGGAUUGUAUUUCAGACCUAAAACAACUUCACGAAACGGGGAUCGUGCACGGAGACAUUCGACCUACUAAUAUAAUACUUUAUGAGGGAAACUACAGGCUGAUAGAUUUUGGUCUUGCGGGCAGUCGCGAACAAAGACGGUGGAGAGGAGCAGAUAAUGUGUAUGGAUCCAUUCGUGCAUUGGAGGGACAUAAUUAUGAGGCGUGGGAUGACGUGGAAUCAUUAGUUUAUACUGUGGAGUCGCUGAAACGGCCUCGAUGGCAGCUACCGUGGUAUAGAGAUACUGAUCUUGAGAGAAUUGUUAAAUUAAAGGCAGCAUUCUUAAACAGCGUCGCUUCCAGCUAUGAACUGAAUUCUUGGAUUGAGUGGCAAGAUAAUGAUAUCAAAGAGUAG